Molecule: messenger RNA, 1111 nt
Organism: Nematolebias whitei (Rio pearlfish)
Lineage: Eukaryota; Metazoa; Chordata; Actinopteri; Cyprinodontiformes; Rivulidae
Product: high mobility group AT-hook 2b
Exons: 6
Coding region: 190-537 (115 amino acids)
Biological process (GO): regulation of DNA-templated transcription
Cellular component (GO): nucleus; chromatin
Molecular function (GO): DNA binding; transcription coregulator activity
Source: RefSeq, a predicted model, not a curated record
GCCAAUGAGACAGUCGAUACACUAAGAUUUUCAGAGUUGUGCAGGAGCACAAAGUGGACGGAGUGUGUGCGCGCGCGCGCGUAUGGGAGCGUGUGUUCCAGGUAAAACUGCAAACCGACUUAAGCCCUUGAGGCCGCUGCUCCAGGCUUUGAUGCCCACACUCUUUGAAGCAGGUGGACAGACGCAGGCAUGAGUAACAGUGGGACCAAAGAGCCAUCUCCUGAGUCGAGCGCUGCUCAGUCGCACGAGGAGCCUCAGCGCAGAGGCAGGGGUCGACCACGGAAACAGCAACAGGAACCGGUUGGACCACCAACUCCAAAGCGACCGAGAGGACGACCAAAAGGCAGCAAGGACAAAGGCCCCAGAACCGCACUGAAGAAAGCAGAGCCUGUGGGGGAAAGACGACCGCGAGGGCGACCGAGGAAAUGGCCUCGAAAAGUUGUCCCCGAAGUGACUGAAGAGCAGCAGGGCCCUUCGGAGGAGGUCGAGGAGGGUCCCUCGUCAUCUCAGGUGCCUGCGCAGGAGAAAGGGGAGUAGAUGGGAUACCUCUACCUCAAUGUUUGGCCUCAAGCAAACAGGGGUACAAACUGACUCCUGUCUGUGAUGGGAAAUCAGUGACACACACAUACACUCACCCUCAGAAAUCAUUGCAGACUGCAGUUUUCCUCUCCUGAUCUAAACAGCACCAUGGAUUUUGUUGUUGCCUAUUGUUAAUUUUAUUUUUUUCAUGUUUUCUAUUUUAUUUUUUGCGCCAACUCCUUUAACGCUGGAACCUUUGAUCUUAUCAAUUAGCUUUUUUUAAGGCAUGGUUCCACAUUAGGGGAAAAGCAUUCAUAGUCUUAAUUAUUGUUUGGAGGUUCUGCUUUUGAAUGCAGACAAUGGAAGGAAAACCCAACUUGGUAUGACCAUGUUUUGUGGGGGGUUUUUUAACAAAAAAAUGAACAAGAUCAGGACCUGGUGGUUGUAAAGGUCAUUUUCUCACAAACUUUUAGGUGAUAUUUGUGCCUUAUAAAUAGAAAAACAAUCCUCAUGGCGAUAGAGCAUCUUCAACUGAUUAAAUAAUGUUUUAUAAAGAAAAAUAAAAGUAGUCUUUCAUGAUAGUUGCAUGUUG